Nerophis lumbriciformis (worm pipefish) is the source of this 1768-nucleotide messenger RNA. RefSeq lists its product as uncharacterized. The record is from RefSeq and is a predicted model, not a curated record. Lineage: Eukaryota; Metazoa; Chordata; Actinopteri; Syngnathiformes; Syngnathidae.
AAAAUGGCGUCAUUGUUUCUUUUGUAAAAACAGCGUGCUUCGUCACCAGCAUACCCCACUGGUCAGAGCCCAGAAGUUGAACCAUGGAGAGCAAUCAUUUAGUCAACACCGUCCACUCACACUUCAUCAGUGCAAUCAUCGGCAUCAUCAUCUUCCUCAUUUUGACCCACAUCCUGAGCAUCAUCUUCGUCCUAACAUCACUUGGCAGCAUCAUCCCGUCUUGGAUACAGACAUACUUACCUUCUUUUUACGUAAAUCUACUCUUACACCUCAUUUGCAUACAUGGAUGCUGAAUACUGGAUCAAGUUGACACAAACCAUUCCUCCUACAGCACAGACUGGCAACAGAGAACAGGGAGGAUAUCAAGAAACUCAUGCUGCUUGUCGACGAGAUGAAGACUGUGAAAGAAACUGGAGAAGAUGAAGACUGUGGAAGAAGAACAUAUGGGAAAGACAAAGACCUUGGAAGAAAGUGUGAAGAAGAUCAAGACUGUGGAAGAACAUCUGGGAAAGACACAGACCUUGGAAGAAAGUAUGAAGACUGUGGAAGAAGAACAUCUGGAGAAGACAAAGACCUUGGAAGAAAGUGUGAAGAAGAUCCAGACUGUGGAAGAAGAACUUCUGAGAAAGACAAAGACCUUGGAAGAAAGUAUGAAGACGAUGAAGAUUGGGGAAGAAGAACAUCUGGGGAGGACAAAGACCUUGGAAGAAAGUGUGAAGAAGAUCAAGACUGUGGAAGAAAAACUUCUGGGAAACACAAAGACCUUGGAAGAAAGUAUGAAGACUGUGGAAGAAGAACAUCUGGGAAAGACAAAGACCUUGGAAGACACUGUGGAGAAGAUGAAAACUGAACAAACACAUGAACUGGAAAUGAAAAUUAAGAAACUCAUAGCACUUGUCGACGACAUGAAGACUGUGGAAUACCAUCUGCAGAAGACCCUGCAAGAGAGUGUGGACAAGUUGCAUAUUCAGACUGUAGACGUUGCAGACAACAAAAAGAAAACUGAGGAACUCAUGCCACUUGUUGACAUGAAGACUGUGGAAGACGAACAUCCGGGGAAGAAAAUACCUUGGAAGAAAGUGUGAAGACGAUGAAGACUGUGGAAUAAGAACAUCUGGGGAGGACAAAGACCUUGGAAGAUGGUGUGAAGAACAUCGAGACUGUGGAAGAAGAACAUCUGGGAAAGAAAAAGACCUUGGAAGACAUUGUGGAGAAGAAGAAAACUGAACAAAUACAUAAACUGGAAAUGAAAAUUGAGAAACUCACGGCACUUGUCAACGACAUGAAGACUGUGGAAGACCAUCUGCAGAAGACCCUGCAAGAGAGUGGAUAAGUUGCACUUUCAGACUGGAGAAGUUGCAGACAACAAAAAGGAAGUUGAGGUUUAAAAAAAACUGUUUUCUACAUUUGAAUAGUUGGAUUCUGAUCUUCACUCAUGCCACUUGUCGCCGACAUGAUGUUGACAAAUGCCAUUCAGACUGGAGAAGUUGCAGUUGAGAGACAUGGACCAAUUGUGGCCACGCUGGAGAAGAACGCGGAACAUGAAGGUUGGUGUUUGAAGCUGUCAGUGUUAUCCAGCUGGAAUGGUCGUGUUGGACAACUGGACAGCUUUUCUGCUGGGCACUCACAUCCUCUUGGUGACUUGUGUUGAUGGAAAGGGGAGGUGUGAUAAGAAACAAGUAUGAUGCAAUAAAAAUGGGAGGAGUGUGGAGUGUCUGCAAGCUGGACACUUUUUUAUUUCAAACUAUCUUUUAUAUUUGUUGUGUUU